CCGCCGUCUUCAUAUAUCCAUGCACUUCCAUUUCUGUCAACUAACUUAUUGGACUGCAAGCUCCAGUGACUGGCUGGACUCUGCACUGGACUCUGAUCAUGGGGCGCUGGACGCAGUACGAUGAGGAUAACUACAGACUACCUGAGGGAGUAGAGCGGAUAGGAUACGACAGCGACACUGGGCGGUAUUAUUUUCGUGAUAACGACGGCCUUCUCUAUAAAGGCCCUGAGGGAUCUGAAUUUGGUGAACUCGUCCAAGUCUCCGAGUUGCCUGUCGCCGUUGCACCCCAAGUCGACGACGACCACGAUGAUCUCGAAGCAGCGCCUACCCAACGGAAUGGCUAUCGCCAACUUGCAAUAGAUGAGCACGGUUCACGUCAUACCCUCCGAGGCGGCUCUUACCGCACAUUAUUUCCCUUUUUCCUUGUCGUCUCGGUCGUGUUGCUCCUUGUGUGGCGUCUUGUUUUACUCCCUACCCGUGUUGCACCGGCUCCCUGCCCAAGUACAACAAUAUCGUAUAUCGUCCAAUCCGGUGACACCUGUUACGACAUCGCCCGCAGCCACAAUACGACUUUGGACAAACUCCUUAUUGUCAACCCGCAGAUUGUUUGCAGCAAGUUAAUGCCGGGGGAUAGGGUCUGUGUGCCGGACGAAGGUUCAUCCAUUAGCAGGCGUUUCGGUGGACGCGUUUGAGUGUGACUUUGAUGAUAUCUUGGACCCGAGCAUUUGUAUCACACUAUCUGCAUUUCCAUUUUGCACCUAUCUGGGACCUGUGUAACUCGGCUUUACGAUUGCUGUCCACAAGAGUCCGCAGUGUGAAGUGAUGACG
Pisolithus orientalis is the source of this 828-nucleotide messenger RNA. Its product is annotated as carbohydrate-binding module family 50 protein. Bases 99 to 692 code for a protein of 197 amino acids. The transcript is spliced from 4 exons. NCBI's taxonomy places the organism in Eukaryota, Fungi, Basidiomycota, Agaricomycetes, Boletales, Pisolithaceae. The record is from RefSeq and is a predicted model, not a curated record.